AUGGAGAUCGGUCUGUGGAAGGGACGUCAGAACCUCGGGAUUAUGACGCUGCAGAGGGCUCUUACAGAUGUCCUGAGGCCGGGAACGACCCUGAGCUGGCGUGUCGGUGAUGAGGCCCUUCGACAGCUGGGCCUCGAGGGCCGCUCGACAGAUGCCAGUGGUGCAGAGGUUGAGACCUCAACUUGCGCCAGCGACAAGGGGGUAAACAACUGUAUCCUGCACUAUGACAUUAUCAAGAUCGAAGAAUCGAGCGACAGGCUGGAUGUGAGCAGCGCCAUCAUACGGGAUGUCCGAGAGAAGGGGAUGUAUCGACUAUUCUCCAGGAGCAAUGGCGAACUCCCUGGGGGACCAGGACCUUAUUCUCUUCCAAUGGCGUAUAAAAUAUUGGAGGACCCUGACAUGGCCGCGCGGUAUCCCGUUCAGUUCCACAUCACCUCCCCGAAGAACCGAAUGGGCCCUCACGGCGUCGAAUGGGCCCUCCACAACCGCGCCGACCUGCGUCCGGAGGUACCUAAUCUUGCGGGCGAUGCCACCUGGGAGGACAGAACGGACGACUUCUUCAAAAUCACGGCGAGGAAGCACAGACCCCGGGUGCCUCCAGCGCCGAAAGACAAGGCACAGCCAGACCCUCCGGGUCCUGGCAAGGUGAACCGGACGCAGGCGGCGCAAGCAGCGACAGGAACCCAGGCCCGGCUCAGCAGAGAGUCGCAGAUAAAAUUCGAAGACGCGCUAGGGAAGGCGCUACGAAAGACAACGGCCCACAUACAUAGGAACCAUCAGAAACUUUUGAAAACAACUGUCAGGCGACGAUUGAAGAAGCUCAACGGCGGUCCGACUACUCCACUCCCAGCAGAAGUAUCCCAAAUGAAGGAGAAGGAGGAGGCUGCAAUCGAGCAGGUGUUACUCAAGGUCCGGGCGAACUUCGAGCGCCGCCAUGGGAUCAAAAUCGAGCCGACAGGUGUGCCCGAGGAUGACUCCUUGGAGGGGUCUAGAGGUGGGACAUCGUCACGAAAACGAAUACCCAACAGACCGUUGAAACAGUAG
Molecule: messenger RNA, 1044 nt
Organism: Diaporthe batatas
Lineage: Eukaryota; Fungi; Ascomycota; Sordariomycetes; Diaporthales; Diaporthaceae
Exons: 2
Coding region: 1-1044 (347 amino acids)
Source: RefSeq, a predicted model, not a curated record